Molecule: messenger RNA, 1313 nt
Organism: Amborella trichopoda
Lineage: Eukaryota; Viridiplantae; Streptophyta; Magnoliopsida; Amborellales; Amborellaceae
Molecular function (GO): calcium ion binding
Source: RefSeq, a predicted model, not a curated record
CCGUCGAAACAGUAUCAACACCCCCCAAAUCUCUGUCUAAAAAGAUCUCUUUUCCUCUCUCUUCCACAAGGCUGUGUAUAUCUCCACCACUCUCUUAUUAAAAAAAAAAAAAAAAAAAAAUCUCUCGUCUCUCGACUUGUAAUAUAAUUCUCUCCCCGUCUCUCGCAAGUUGUAAUCUGUCUCGUAGAAUUUACGAUCGGAGAUGUAGACCUCUGCUGUUCACCUGCAACUCUCAACAGGAGCUGUGUUGACAUUAGCCUCUCUCUCUCUCUCUCUCUCUCUACUCAAAAUGUCGUCUCCCUCUUGUCGACGCUUACUCCGAACCCUAAACCGAUUGGUGAGGUCCUCAACCAACACAUUAAAACUCAUGAAACAAAUCGCAUAUCACAAAACAACCAAGGCCAUCAAUGAUCUCUCUAUCCCCCUUCCCUCUCUGGAAAUAGCCCAGCAACUCGAGCACGUUUUCUCUCUCAUCGAUGCUAACGGCGACGGUAAGAUCUCCUCCACCGAGCUCCGCCAUCUCCUCCGUCGGUUAGGCCAUCCCCGCUCGUCCGCUUCGUCUGCCGCCAGAGAAAUGCUAAGGGAGGCUGACGACAAUGGCGACGGAUUCAUCGACCUUACGGAAUUCUUGGAGAUCACUGCUAAAGUUGGUGGAGGUUUCGGCACUAAAGAGGAUUUAAUGGAAGCUUUCUCCAUUUUCGAUAGAGAUAAGAAUGGGCUCAUUUCAGCUAAAGAGUUGCAGAGAGUUUUGAGGGGUUUGGGCGAUUACAAAUCCACCAUUCACGACUGUGUAUCAAUGAUAAGAGGGGUUGAUAGGAAUGGAGAUGGCCAGGUUGAUUUUGAAGAAUUUAAGGUUAUGAUGAUGGGGGAUUCACAUAUAAGAAAUACCAGGGUCCACCCCUCUGUUUAUGGUUAACUUUCCGGCGAUUUUAUAGAAAUCCGGCGAAUUAUGCAACUUUAUGGGAUUGUCUAGGGGGAAGUGUCGCCGGAAAAUGACCGGGAAAGUGAAUUCCGGUGAUUGAAUUGAGGCUCCGAUGGUUCGUCGAAUAAAGGGUAGAGAGCUUUUGUUUUCGCCGGUGGACGAUACAGGUGAAUUUUAGCUCAAUUUCAGCGAAUAUUGGAUGAAAAUUUGAACGAAUUUGGGAGAAAUUCGUGCAAAAUCAGCUGAAAUUAGAGGUCUUAUGAAAAAUAGAUUGUAAGGUAGCUUGAAUAUUUGAUGGGGCCAAAAUUGAGUUAAAAAAUCAAAUUUUGCUCAUUUUGGACAGUUUUUUUAUCAAUGAAAUUUCUAUAUGGAGAAAUCAUGGGAGCGUUCA